Molecule: messenger RNA, 9954 nt
Organism: Paramisgurnus dabryanus
Lineage: Eukaryota; Metazoa; Chordata; Actinopteri; Cypriniformes; Cobitidae
Gene: akap13b
Product: A-kinase anchoring protein 13
Biological process (GO): adrenergic receptor signaling pathway; positive regulation of canonical NF-kappaB signal transduction; regulation of Rho protein signal transduction
Cellular component (GO): membrane; actin cytoskeleton
Molecular function (GO): guanyl-nucleotide exchange factor activity; MAP kinase scaffold activity
Source: RefSeq, a predicted model, not a curated record
UGUAGCGCACGAUAAAAGUUAUAACAUUGUUUUAUUCUGUUACAUUAGCAAACGCUUUAAUAUCCGCCGCAAGCUCCUGUUUAAAAUUAGAAAUUGCAACAUUGUAACAAGUGAUUUGUCUCGCGGCAGCGCGUGGAGAGGCACGGGAACGGGCACAUCCAUACAAGUCGUGGAAAAGCAGGGGCAGCUCGGGGUGUUUGCUGCCUGUUACCAGCCAAAGAGUCAUACGGAGACUAACUUGAAUGCGGUUUGUAACUGUUUAAAGGGAAUGAGAGUGAGAAGCACGCUUUGAGCACGGCAGCGGUUGAGUGGUCAGUGCCAUGAAACUGAAUCCACAGCAAGCUCCGUUGUAUGGUGAGUGUCUGUUGACGGUCCAGCUCGGUGAGGAAGAGUGUGUCGAAGAUGAAGAGGAUGUAGAGUUUUAUCUUCUGUUUGCUGGCACCACCCAGAGACACGUUUCCAGCACUCAGAAAAUCAGCCAUGUCACGCUGCAAGCUGUGUGUCCAGCUCAUGACCGCAGUGAAACCGUGCGGGUCACGUUGUGCCAGGCUCGGCCGGGGGGCUUGGUCGACCCUGUGGCGGAGGAACGCUUCCAGUUCGUCCAGGACCUCGCCCUGGAUAUGGCCCAGUUUCUGGUAAACACAGCUGGGAAGACAGAGGGGGCGUUACUUCUGGAUGAGUGUCAGAUACCUCUAAAGGAGUGCGAGAGGUUGGACGAUACCCUGGCCCUUGCCCUCCGGCAUUUGCCCCUACCGGCGGGGUGGAGCGUUCUGGGCACAGACCUUACCAUAGAAAAAGGUUUGGGAAUUGAGCCUGGACCUCAAGAUACACUUUUGCACUUUGCUGCGAAACGCGGACUGCGCAAGGUAGCGAUAUUUCUCCUCCAGCAACCCGGAGGAAGAGAGGCUCUCCGACUCGCCAACAAACAAGGUCGUACGCCGGCCAGGGUCGCCCAGAAGAGAGGUCACUCUCAUCUCCAAAAAAUUCUCACAGAGGUUGAGAACUUGCCAGAGUUGGAGACGAAAACAUCCAAGUGGCGUUACCCAGGAGGCAGAGUGCUGCUACACCACCCAAAGCUAAACACCUACACCCUGACGCUAGAGGACGUGCCAGGGAGUCCCCCACCUAACAUUCAGAAUGACGUGGAGGAGAUCCAACGUCUUAUUCAGUCACAUCAGAAGGAAGAUUCUCCUGUAUUGCGUAAGCCUGCGUUGCUGAUUCUUGACAGAGACUUGAGUAAUACUACAGAGACCGUUGAAUGCAUCAGGGACUUACAGCUCAACUCAUUGGACCCCAGCACAGAAUCACAAAAAACCUUAAAAACGUUUCUAAACAGCUCGGGUGUGGCGGAUGAACUGUGCCCUUGUCAGAAUGGCACGGGAGAUCACGCCCAAUCACGGGAAGAGGAGGCAGAGACUCAAAGACCAACUGUAGGGGAUACAGAGAAGGCGUCAGAUAAGCCUGGCUGUGCGGAGUUGCUGUCAGAAGCCGAUCCUGUAAGCUUCAGUGCCCCUUCCUGUGGGAACCAGGGGGAGGAAGCUGAUAUACAGCUCAACGUAAUCAGUGCCAAGCAAGAGGCUGAUAAAGGUAACCAAGAAGAGCUUCAAGUUUACCAGAGCAGUUCAGAGACUGAAACGGAGUGUAGGGCGCAACCUGGCAACCUUGAGUUCCAAGACAUGGGCAACGCACAGGGUCACAGUCCCCUCCCCACGGAAACUAGUCAGUCCAGACAAAGAGAGGAGGGGAGUAUGGAUGGUAGUUGGAAAGGGGACUUACCAGAGGAAAAGGAAGGGGAGACGAGCAGCAGCAGCCAGGAUAUAGUCUCAAACUCGACGGUACUUUCUUCCCAUGAUUCAGAGGAAAACAUUCAGCGAAACGACAAGAUUGAGACUGAGCUUGCUACCGAGUGCUGUGCAGGACAAAACGAACCUACUUGUCCUGCAAUUCAGGUAAUUUCUGAGGUUGCCUCGCCUGUACUAAACAAUGAAAAUGUUAUUUUUGAUGCCGCUGAUGAGCUACACAUUCGCCUAGAGACAGAGGCAGGAAAUCUGCAUGAACACCCCAAAGGCAAUACUGACUCAGACUCCGGUUUGGUCGAUGAUGAGGUUAGCAUAAAGCAGAAGUCUGGAUAUAGCAGUUUAGAGGGUGAUACUUCUGAAUUGGUCAGUCUCUUGCCAAACAUGGCACCAGGACCUAUUCACAAGGUUCGGGGAGGACUUUCGCCUGUUCCAGAGACUUUAUUUCCUGGAGGACCAGCUGUGGAUACUGUAUCAGAGACUGUGGAAGAUUUGGACCAGUCUACCAUGCUCAUGCCUUCUUCAGAAACCACUUCAGAGAUUUUGUUGAAUGAAAAAGCAGGGGAUUCUGAUACCAUCACCGUAGAAGCAUUACCUUGCCUGAAUCAAGCAUUUCUUUCUGAAGGAAUUAAAGAGGUAACACCUAGCGAGGAGCCAGGAGACCCCGGGGGACUCUUUGCAAACAAUUUAAUAUCGAAUACUGAAAAUAUUGCUGUCUGUGAGUUGGUUAAGCAGCCAGAAUCCUUGGAUGAAACUUCCAAUCUACCUGUUGACUCCGAAUCUUUUAUCAAAACUGAUAUUCAAAAGGGUGUGUCUGUGUUAUCGCCAGAACAUUCCGAAAAAGACAUAAUCAUAAGAACAACGUUAGGAGAUGAGGAGGAAUCUAAAACAAAUGUUCAGCAGGACUCUUUGUUGAAACACGCUCCGGACGAGCAAUUUGGAGAUGGCACGAAUAGAGAUGAAAUUUAUGACCAAUGUGAAUCAUCCAUUGUAGCCCCUGAAGUUUCUGCAUUGAAAAUGGAACCAGGCGAAAAGAAUGUGACUCAGGAGGAAAAGGAAAUAGACUCUACUUCACAGGAAGCAAUCAGCAAUCUUCCUGAUCUGUUGGAAAGUGUACACGUUAUUGACACCGAAUCCAAAGAACAGACCCAGCUUCCUGAGUCUUCCAUGGAAGGCGUGAUUACAGAUCUUCAUGUGGAUGCAAAUGACCUAGUUGAAGGUUUGCCAUGUGCCCUAACCCAAAUGGAAAGCUCAGAGAGUAGUAGACCAUUCGAAACCUCAUUUACUGAUGUGGUCUCAGAUGGAUCCAUCAUUUUGAAUGAGACCGCUGUCACUGAGAAUAGUCCAGCUACUUUUGUGGAUGCUGUAAGUGAUUUGGUUUUGGAGGACUCCUCCAUAUCUGGCCCACUCAAUUCCUCUUCCUUAACAGAUGAGCUCACUUCCCCUUUGGAUAUUAUUAGUGAAGAGCACAAGGAUUUUAAACGCACUUCCUUAGUGGAUAUAGACAAUAGUUUGUCCGUGGAAACGAAACUGUCGGAUACAACCGAAAGCUUGAGUGGAUUACAGCAAGAUACUACUGAGGGUUUGAUGGAGCAAAAUGAAACUGUUAAGCAUGGUGAAGAGGAAACGCAUGCACAAAAGACAGAUGGCACUUUAGCCGAGGACGCAGUGGACGGACACCAAGACUCCUCGGCACACACGGAGAAUUCCGAAACGAUCCACAGAGAGACAGAGACAUUUUUUGCAGUUGAUGCCAGUCGAGUCGCUGGAGUCCAGGAGAAAAAAUCCAGUUCAGAGAGUUCAGAAUUCCCUCCUCCGACCCCCUCACCAGAGAGCGUUCGACACGAAGAAUCUGCGAGCAUCAUGCGAGGGUCUGUCAGUGAUGGCGACUCUCUCCUCAGUCAAGAUUUGAGCGAGGACAUCGUUUUUAUCAAUAAGGCUGAGGACAGCGUCACCAGCACAAGUGGUGUAUCCAUGUCCUACUCCUCCUCCACGGAUGACACCUCAAGCCUGGGGACCCCGAGCGUGGCCCCUCAGCCCGGAUCAGAGACCCCCGGAUCAGACGUCUUCCCCGCGCUGCCCGCAUCCCCCGGAGCGUCUUCUAUUUCAGGAGAAACCGAGGAGGAGGAGAGAAAGGAUUGUCUAACAGAGGUCCCGGAGCGUUCGGCUAUUUUGCGUCCCUCCAUCCGGUCCCUCUCUCCGAUCCGCAGGCACAGCUGGGGCCCUGGGAAAAAUUCAGCAGGAGAGAUGGAGAUGACUCAACGCAGUACGGCACGCACUGAGGUGGAGCGGAGGUCCGGGGGCCAUAGGAGAAGCAUGAGCUGGUGUCCGUCGGUCGUCCUGCAUUCAGAGGGCGACGAAAUAAACGGCAGAAGUUACAGCUUGGAGGGUCUCACAGCUGAAAAGGAAGGAAGGGAAAGUGCAAUUCAGCGAGUGGACGAUGCGGUCCAGGAACCGAACUGUCCGUCAAAACUGGACAGGGAGGAGAGGGGCUCACUUGUGUCUCUUACUGAAGAAGAGCAAGAAGACAAGGACUAUAACAGUUUGAGCAGUCAGAAGUCCAUCCAGGCUGGACGGAGAAAUGUCCCUCCUGCAAAUCCGAUUCUCACCAAAUCCGUCUCUAUGUUGGCCAUCAGUCAUAAAGACUUGGACGCGACUGGACGACCACGACCUAAGCGACGAAUCUCCUUCUCCCUCAGCAUCUCGCCUUUGCUUCCCAAAUCUAAAUCUGUCUUUUCUCUUGGCUCUUCAUCCAGUGAUGAUGAUGAUACAGUCAGAUUGGCCUCAUUCACGGGUACAUCAGGAUCAUUAGAGUACAGUAUUUCUGAGGAGGAUCCUGGUCCCUUACGAAGUGACAGUGAAGGCAAAGGUGGAGGAACCAAAGUCAGCAGGACCUUCAGUUACCUCAAGAACAAAAUGAGCAAGAGAAGCAAGGAGAAAGACAAAGAGAAGAACAAGGAGCGAGAGAGAGAUGCCAGAGACAAAGAGAGGAGAGCAUCGCAUGGGCAUCUGUUCACUGCUUCCACAACUGUACCCACAGUCCCCUGCCACCAAUGCAACAAAUCUAUCAACACUAAAGAUGCCUUCCUCUGCACCAGUUGCAAUGCACACGUUCACAAAGGUUGUCGAGAGAGCCUUCCUGUUUGUGCCAAGGUGAAGAUGAAGCAGCAAAAACAGCAACAGUCCGUUCCAGAUGGUGCCGUAACGCCUGCUGUCCCCCUGAGAAAUAAAACCCUCCCGGCCCGGGAACGUCCAUGGUCGGCCAUUUCCAUUCCUGAUGACAUGCCCGCUCCUAUCGCACCACCCCGGAAAAGCCCAAGCAGCAUCAUGUCUUUCAACAGCAUCCCACUUUCGAAGAGCAUGUCCAUAAACAACAUCGCAGGACAUAUGGAAGAGGCUUCUCUGAAGAGUCUACGGUUUCUGUCGCAGUCUACCGACUCUCUUCACAAAACCAGUAAAGUUACAGAGUCCACAGAAUCACUUACUGAUGAGGGUACAGAGAUGAUGGAUAACCAGCUGAUGGGUGAAUUUGAGGCUGAUGUGAAAGACCUGGAGGCCGAUUCUUGGAGUUUCAUGGUGGACAAGAAAUAUCUGAAGCAUCUUAAGAAGGACACCAUCAAGAGACAAGAUGUCAUUUACGAGCUCAUUCAGACAGAAAUGCAUCACGUCAGGACCCUGAAGAUCAUGGCUGAUGUUUACAGUAAAGGCCUACAGAGGGAAGUUCAGCUGGAGGUUCAGACAGUAGAGAAGAUGUUUCCCAUGCUUGAAGACCUUUUGGACUUGCACACGCAAUUCUUUACUCACUUGAUCGAGAGGAAGAAAGAGGCGGCGUCUGAGAGCCAAGAGGAGGGACGCUUUGUUAUCCGAAAGAUCGGAGACGUGCUGGUCUCUCAGUUUUCGGGUUCCAAUGCUGAGAGAAUGAAGAAGAUCUAUGGAAAGUUUUGCAGUAGGCACAAUGAAGCUGUGAACUUUUACAAAGAGCUUCACACCAAAGACAAGCGUUUUCAAGCUUUCAUCAGGAAAAAGAUGAGCAGCCCUAUUGUCCGAAGGCUAGGCAUUCCUGAGUGUAUAUUGUUAGUCACACAACGAAUCACAAAGUACCCUGUGUUACUACAAAGGAUACUGCAACACACGAAAGAAGAGGAGGACCACGCAGAUGUAACCCAAGGUCUCAAGCUGGUGAAGGAGGUGAUCGCCGCAGUGGACAACAAGGUGAACGAUCACGAGAAGAAAAAGAGGUUAAAGGAAGUGUACAGUCGGACGGACAGUAAAUCCAUUAUGAGGAUGAAGAGUGGGCAGAUGUUUGCAAAAGAGGAUCUGUUACGUGGGCAGAAACUGAUUCACGACGGGCCGCUGCAGCUGAAGAACGCAGCGGGCAGACUCAAGGAUGUCCAGGCUUUGCUGCUGAGGGACGUGAUCGUGUUCUUGCAAGAGAAAGAUCAGAAAUUUGUAUUCGCUGCCUUGGACCAGCGCUCCACCGUCAUUUCGCUGCAGAAACUCAUUUUGAGAGAAGUAGCCAAUGAAGAGAAGGGUCUGUUCCUGAUCACGGCUGGCAUCGAGAAACCUGAAAUGGUGGAGGUCUACGCCAGCUCAAAGGAGGAGAGGAAUACAUGGAUGCAGCUAAUACAGGAGGCAAUGCAAUCGAUACUCUCCAUUUCCCCCAGGGAAAGAGAUGAUGAUGAAGGUGUACCCAGUGAAAACGAAGAAGACAAGAGACUUCAGGAGAUCAAAGUCAGGGAGAUGAAAGAUCAGCUGCAGAAGAGGGAUGAACAGAUCUUGGCUUUACUUGAGGAGAAAGUGAAGUUGUUUAGGGACAUAUGCGAUUGUGGCGUAUCAGAUGAGACCGGAUCGAACCUCCGGAGCAGAAUGCUGUUCAGAGCUACGCCAGAUGACAUCACAAAAGGGGAGCCAAUCAUGAAAGAUGCUCUUAAGGAAGUGGAGACAUUGCAGGUUCUGGUUAACGGUAGAUUAGGAGGAGCCGUGCAGGAUGGGGUGUAUACGACAGGGCCUGUGUCUCUGCCACGACGGGCGGAAACCUUCGGGGGAUUUGACAGUCACCAGAUGAACAUCUCAAAGAUCAAAGAUGGAGACAGAGAUGAUACAGAGGACUCCACAGAGCUCCGCAGGACUGAGUCAGACAGCGUGCUAAAAAAGACAAGCAACACCAACCCAAUUAUCUUAUUAAAGAGGAACAAUGAGCAGGUUCUUCAAAGCGUUGCUCAUCUUCAUGACCUGCUGAACACAUUGCAGGCUGUUGUCAUCCAGCAAGACACGUUCAUCGAGGACCAGCGGCUUGCCCUGAGCGACCGGCCUCAGCUUUCCUCUCGCCACCCCUCCAUCUCUUCCUCCACCUCCUCUUCCUCCUCCUCGUCGCGGCCCAGUUCGCUGAUCGAACAGGAGAAGCAGCGGAGCCUGGAGAAGCAGCGGCAGGAAGUUGCCAGUUUGCAGAAGCAGCAGGCGGCCCACGCCGAGGAGAGAAAGCGUAGAGAGAAAGAGUGGGAGGCUCGCGAGCGGGAACUGGAACAGAGGGAAGCACAGCUGCAAAUCCAAGAGGACGAGGUGCAGAGAAAACAGAGAGAGUAUGAGGAGGAGAAACAGGACCUGCAGAAUAAAAAAGAGGAAUAUCAAAGAGACCUCGCACAACUCCGAGACAGCCAGAAGAGACUGGAGAGAGAAAGAGAGCAGAUGCAAAGAGACGCAGAGCAGAUCAGACUAACACAGGAACAGAGGAAGAACCGGACCCCUUCCACCACAUCGGAGGAGUCCUCCAAAUGUCAGAGUUUGGGUUCAUUAGACCGCGACCCAUCGGAAGUUGAGCUGUCCACUUCACCAUCCUCAAAAGACUUUCUGUCCCGUAUGGGUUCUAAACGCAAAGGGAAGAACCGCAACCCCUUCUCCUCCAACUCGAGCCAGAAAGGUCAGACCAACGAGGCACAGAGCCAGAUGCCCAGCCGCCUGCUACAGCUGACCAAGCCCAAGGAAAAGAAAGACAAGAAGAAGAAAAAGGGAAAAGGUCACCAGAGCCAGACUACAGAACCUCCGAGCACUGUCGUCCAAGACGCUACCACAGAGGGAGAGAUUUUUUUCUGCUGAUCCGAGUUUCAUCCUCCACAAUGCCUUCGUGCACCGGCUGUCGGCCUCUGGUUGUGGACUGUUAACCGGAGUCAGAAGCACUGUGUACUGUCCCUCCUCCGUCUGUACGCAUACCUGUGGUCUUGAUGGGCGUCAGGCUUGGACAGGAUGUUUAAACGGAGCAUUUCCCGUGGCGUGAUUACCGCAUACCACACAGUGCCUUCAUCGCUCUCAAGCACCUACGAAGAAAAUUGUUGACCUCUGGGUGAACAAAAUGUGUCGGAUGCAUUUUCAAGAUUAUAUAUAUAUAUAUAUAAAAAACAGCACGCUGAGAGACAGCUGGCUUUCGGACUCACUGAAGGACAUUUGACUAAUGAAGAUACUAAAAAAAAAAAAAAUCCAAGCGAGUGAACUCGAAUGGAAGUUUGCAAUGCGGUGAUUUAAGUAUCUAGAUCUUUCCUGCUUGCCUUUUUAAAAAAUUGUCCUCCCUCACUAACUGCAAUACUUUGAUUUAGGCAGGCAAACGAAUUUUGGUAUUUUAAACCAAACGUUAGAUGUUGGCAUACAUGCGGUGCCGCAGUUUAGUUCGAAAUUUGUAAGAUAAACACAAGUUUGAGCAUUUUUUAAAAAGAGCAUGAUGACAUUGGAAGUAGGAAAAGAGUGCAUUAAAAAGAAUGAUGAUGUUUUUGUUUUAUUUAUUUGGUAAAUCGUCUAUCCCUAAAUGACUGAAAGAGAAAUAUAAGCAGUAAAACACGCAGAAUGAUGAUGAUGCUGUGACUCUUAGAGCGUCACACAGACCCCACCAUAUCUUUUUAUUGUUUUUUUUUUUAUUGUAUUUCUUCAAUGCAAUUCGAAUCCUUAGCACUUUAUAAGCACAUUGUCAAGUGGAAAAACAUGGCUGGCUUUAAAACGAGACAAUCGAUCAGCUCCACUUAACCGAUGAACGACCUCCAUUGUAUAGAGAGGUUUUAUUUGAUAAUCUUUUACUGUACCAUAUGAAUGUUUUGUAAAUUUGUUUAACCAAACACAUUUUUUGUGCAAGCUAUCAAAAGAGCGGGUGUUUUCAAAUGCAGUAUUUAGAUUUUUUUAUUAAACAAAUCUGAAAUAUUGAAUUAAAUGAGAUGAGGGAGUCAACUUUUAUUUCAGGUUAGCAAUUUGUAUUACUUUUAUUAUUAUUAUUACUCAUGAAAAGAUAUCCAUGGUGGACGGUUUGCAGGCUUUUAAACUAAAAGUAUAAGUAUGCAAUAUGUUCGUGUAUUAAACCUAGACUAACUAGGUCUUAGCCAGUCAAAAAGCCCUCGCCUGCUGGCCAGGCUACUGUAACAGUUCUGUUGAACGUGAGGAAAUAUUUUUAAAAUGAGGGAAGUCAUGCAAAUUAAAGUGUUUAUUUAAACUUUCUGCUUUGUUUUUUUUUUUUUUUCUUAAACUUUUACCCAACUCUGUAAUGCAUCCAGUCUCCAUUUAGUAAUGAGCAGCCCGUGACAUCUCUCGGGAUUUAAGUCAUACAUUCAACUGUUUUUCAACAUUUAUUGUCGCUCAGCAUUUUCCACAGAGGGAAUUUAGCGGCCGAUGCCAACAUUCUGCACGCUGUUAUGAAUUACACUUGGUGCAAACUGAGAAAAAAAUGCCUUUGCCAUCAGAGGGCGCUGUGGCAGUGCUUUGUCUAUUGUCAGCGUGAAGCUCAAACAUGAUCCUUUCUUUAGUCCCACUUAAAAAGUAACCAGCAUUUGAUUUGAUUUAACAUAAGUGCAACUUUUAUCAUCAAUCAUUUCCUCUAAGUGGCAUUUUGAAGAAAUGAUUCACAGCCUGCCUUUAAUAUUCCCAAAAUCCCACAGUGUUUGUUUGCUCCUUAACAGCAGUCAGAAAACGAAUGGGAAACUGAAUUAUUUCUCAUAUAAAGAUGCUUAGAUGGGUUCUCGCUGAUUGGAAAUAUUGUCUACAAUGAGAAAUGCACUAGAGAACCCCUUACAAAAAUUAACCAUGGUUUUUGGUGUAUUGGCAAAUGGUUUUACUAAAGUAACCACACAUGAAUGAAAAUCAAACUGUGUUACUGAGCUGAAAAAUAAACGAUGGUUACUUUAAGGUA